Messenger RNA from Myxocyprinus asiaticus (Chinese sucker), 9743 nucleotides. Its product is annotated as zinc finger protein Rlf-like. The record is from RefSeq and is a predicted model, not a curated record. Bases 1780 to 7413 code for a protein of 1877 amino acids. Gene Ontology annotation, molecular function: DNA-binding transcription factor activity, RNA polymerase II-specific; DNA binding. Gene Ontology annotation, biological process: regulation of transcription by RNA polymerase II. NCBI's taxonomy places the organism in Eukaryota, Metazoa, Chordata, Actinopteri, Cypriniformes, Catostomidae. Gene Ontology annotation, cellular component: nucleus. The transcript is spliced from 5 exons.
GGGUGCCGUCCACCACCAUUAUUUCACAGAGCCUCUGACUUCUUUUUAAUGGUGGAAAUCUGGCUUUUAGUCCAUUUAAAAAAAAAUAACCUUUUAAACUCAUUUAUUAUGAAAGUAUGCAUUUUGAGUAAAUGGAAUAUAACAGUUUAAGCAUAAUACAGUAACUUUGAACAUUGGCUGUGGUAAUCUUUAACUAUUGGCUGUGUUUUUCAGUACCUAGGAAUGCAUUGUACCAUUGUUUUUGCUACAGCUGUGUGCACCAUGUGUUUCUCACAGCAUCAGCACUUAGGCCUCAUAUUCUCUUUCCUGGAUCUCAUAAUAUCCAGACUAUUCUAUAUAAGUGCUUUUUCUAUGUUUGAUAUAAAAAUACACUAUAAUAUAGAAAAAAUAUACUAUAGUUGACUGAAUGACUAUUUGCCUACUCAGUCUUAGGGAAACCCUGUAUAAUUAGUCUGACCCUGAUCACAUGAGUAUAGAGGGUGCUUACAUAGACACUGUCUUAUGUUUAAAAACAACUGGAUGGAGUGCAACAAAAUGCAGGUUGCGUCAAGAUGCUUUUUUUAAAAAGUUGCACUAUUUUUAUCUUGACAAGCUUUCUAUAAAGCUGUCUAAGCCCCUGUGUACACAUUGUAUUAAGAUGCAUUUUUGGUGAAUCGAUAACAUGUGGUCAGCGCUAAAUACAGGUCUAAACGGUGUCUAAAACAUUUUGUGAUCGGAUCACAAAAACGACACACGAAUGUGGUCAAAAACGCAUUUGAGGUGUAAAUGCUAAAUCUGUCCUGUAUUCGUUUCGGCAGCAGCGAAGCGCAACCCCUCACCUGUCAGUCAACUGCUGCGCUAAAACAAGAGUUUAAACUUUGCCGGUUACAGUUAGUUUAAAAGGAAAUAACGGCCCGAUCAGAAUUUUUAAAAAAAGCGGAUACAUUAAUGAACACGAGAACUUCACUGAUCUUCUUCAGUGUGUCUAAUAUCAACAUGCACGGACACUUAUGAGAAGCACGAACAUCUGCAACUCAGGUUACUACAACUAAUGCACUAAAAUAAAAGGCAGUUCUGCUCGAAAUGUUGUGUUUGUACUUUAGAUUAAAUUUCCGCUGCAUUUAGGAGAAAUAGCAUGCCGUUUUUUUUUUUUUCGCACUUUCUUUGUCUUUUCUGACUUGAUUGCAGUUUAUUAUCAUGCAGUAACAUACCGACAUAGUGAUUAAUGUAUGUCGUCAUGAAACAGAGUCCCUUCCCUCCAAAUCCGAUCAUAAAUGUCAGAGGAGACUCAUUUAAGUGACCAGGUGUAAACAGCGAUGUGUCUCGCCUGACCACAUGUGAUCGGAUCACCCGAGACGCAUCUUAAUACCAGGUGUAAACGGGGUCUAAAGACUGCAACACUCACGCUUGAACAGGAACUGUCAAACAACAGAGCAAGAUGAGACGCAAUGACCAGUCUGUAUUCUUUAAAUGAAUUUAAAGAAGCAAAUAUUAAAAUGAACUCUGAAAUAUACACUAUUUAUCAUCAUGACCAUCACUAGCAUGUAAAGCCGGCACCACACUUGCAGACUCCUAACAACUCUGUUUUGGCUGAAAGUUUCACACUUGCAAACUGUUUUGCUGAGAUCUCACUCUUUUUAGUUGGAUGUGUGACAUGUUUGCUGAUUAAGAAUGGUGGAGGGGUGACAGACAUACCAACUCACCGCAGCUCUCUCUCUGAUUUCCUGUCAUGUGGAUCACAAGUAUCCUCUGAGCUUUAACAAUGUGAAUGCCUAUCUUGCUUUGGAGGGAGAGGGUUUCAUGGAAAUGAGGAUCAAACACCUGGAGAAAGUAGGGGAGGUAGAGAAGGCCCUGAUCCUCAACAAAGCCUGUGCUAACUGUAGCCUCCUGCCCAACCAGGCCACCUUUCGGCAAACCUUUGUCACCCAACUGUGCCAGCAGCUCCCUAGUGAGGAAGCAAUUAUAGAGAUUUCUAGAAUAGAUGGGAAAGAUGUCCUGGACAUUAUUUGCAACAUGGACACUGAAGGAGAUGAGAACACAGCCUUGAUCCUGUGCACCACCUAUUUGACACAACAGCUACAGAAGGAGAGCUUGUACUGCACCUGGGAGUUAAUCCUUCUUUGGAGCAAACUGCAGAGAAGAAUUGAUGAGUCCCUUGAAUCAUUUCUUGAACGGUGCUUGCAGUUUGGAGCCAUUGCCAAGACUAUCUACCCUCUUCUUUUCCUCAUUCGUGUAAUUCAGACAGAGACAAUGCACCUUGGCCUAGCAGUAUCAGUUGAACUGUGUGUGAAAGCUCUUCAGCUUCCAAAGCAAGAAGAUGUAGACUCUAAAACAAUGGUCUGCAAGAUGGUUGCCUGUCUCCUUCCUGAGGAUCUGGAGAUGAUACGGGCCUGCCAGCUCACAGAAUUCCUCUUAAGCCCUGCUCAGGAGUCUUUUGAUGUUCUUAAGGACCUCUACACACAUCCUGAUCAAAAAUAUGAUGAGGAAAAUGCCAUUAUUCCAAAUUCCCUGCGCUGCGAACUGCUACUUGCUCUGAAAGCACACUGGCCCUUUGACCCUGAAUUUUGGGACUGGAAAACUUUGAAGCGGCACUGCAUUCGAUUACUGGGGCUAGAACCUGAGGAGGAGGUGGAGGAUGAAGCAGCAUCCGAGGAGCUGUAUAAUCUAGAAGCAGUUUUGAAUGAAGAGGCAGAGGAGGAGGGAGAUAAGUGUGAAAUCAAUGGAUUUAGCAGCAAUGAACAAGAGCAGACAGAGGAAAAAACAGUUUCAACAAAGGAACAAAAAGUCUUGAAGAAAAAAGCACAAGGUCUUAAAUGUCAGAAGUAUAAGUUUCUCUGCCAGAUAUGCCAUAAAGAAGUGGUUGAGUCACGAAUCUGUCACCACACCAAAAAACAUAUGGAGAAUGGUGUGUGGAGGUGCCCUAUAUGUCUACAAGAGUUCAAAAUUCGAAAGGAGUUUGUGGCACACUCUAAAAAACACAUUAAGAUGCCUACAAAGGCCCGUCACUGGAAAAAGAAAAAAGUAAAGAAGAAGGUGGACCAGAAAAAAGAUUUUAAAGAGAAUGGUUUCGAUGACCUAGAGCCUGGUCAAAUUCCUUUAGACCCUUCCCUUGCCAUGUACUAUCAGUCCACCCAUGACCCUGUUGUAUUAGAACAUAUAUUAGAGCAAGCAGCUAGUGUGCCUAAAAACCAAGAAGAAAAUGAUUUUAUCACAUUUGACUACAUCAACACAUACUUCAAAUUACAGGAUCGUGAUGUUUACCAGUGUCCAGCCACUGGCUGCUCAAAGAAUUUUAAACUUUUCAAGUACAUGGGUAUACACAUAAAAAAUGAGCAUGAUAAUGAUGACCCCAACUUAAAACAUUAUCUGGAGAUGAAAGAUCGGCGGGAGAAGUGCACUUUUUGCCGGAAAACCUUUAUGACUGGCUACCACCAUCGCAAGCACCGUCGGGUCCAUUAUGGAGAUCAUCCUUUUACGUGUGUGGUCACCGGAUGUGGCGCUCAUUUUAACGCCACCAAUGAACUCCUUGCGCAUAAACAUAGUCAUGGGUAUCAUUUGUCCUAUGGCUGCGAGUUGAAAGGCUGCAGUUUCUCAUACUGUGACCUUGGGCAGCUCUACCACCAUGAGGCACAGCACUUCCGCGAUGCUGCUUAUACUUGCACCAGUCCAGGUUGCAAGCAAUUUUUCUACUCACGCAGAGAAUUUCUAAAACACUUGGCCACUCAUAACAUCACUUUCACAGAGGAAGACUUUGAGAGGCAGAGAAAAAUGAAAAGAAAACUUUUGCUCCCAAAUGUAAAAGAUGAUAGGGGCUCUGAGUCAAAGGCGGAAUUAGAGAAUGGUGUCCAAAAAAGUGGUUCAAGUUUAUCAUCGCAGCCCUCGGAAUGCAAAGAAUCUAAGGCUUCAUUGACAUGUGUUGCUGUCUGCUUUGAUGGCAAAAAAUUCACCUGUGGCCUAAAAAGGUGUGGAAGGACCUUCACUAACACCAGAGAACUUCAUAAGCAUUUGAAAAUUGCCCAUGCAGACAAAUUUAAUGAAGAGGAUCAAAUUUGCAAAAAAAAAGUACAAGCAAAGCAUUUGAAGACUCAAACUAUUGAAAUGCAUAAAAAUGGCCAGGGUAAUGGGUCAUCUACAGAGGAAUCUACUCAAGAAAAGGCUGUCUCACCUGCAGCUGGUUCUGUAUAUUGUGACACAACCCUUUUAGACACUGAACUUGGUGCAACGCUAACUGAGAUCAUGCUUGGAUUAAGUCAACUAAGCCUUAUUACUCCUAGCACCAGAUAUGUUAGGCGUAACUCACAGAGAACUGUUUCAGGAUCUAACACGCCAUUGCUCACUUGCCUCUCUACCUUGAAUGCAAGAUCACCAGCCAAAGCAACAACAAACAACACAACUGAGCUGAGAACUCCUGUGGAAGGUAGUGAUUCAAAGAGACCUGCCAAAGCAACAACAAACAACAAAACUGAGUUGAGAACUCCUGUGGAAGGUAGAGAUUCAAAGAGAUCUGCAAAAGCAACAACAAACAACAAAACUGAGCUGAGAACUCAUGUAGAAGGUAGUGGUUCGAAGAGACUGCCCAGCAAAACAGAAUCACCACAAACACCUGAUAACAUUAAAGAAUCCGUGUUGAAGUAUGAACCACAAAGUGAGAUCCUUGUGAAGCCUCCAACCAAGCCAUACACCUGUGAAGCAAAAACCUGCCAAUACCAGAGUGUUACUAGCUUUGAUUUAAUCCAACACUAUAUAACGUUUCAUGGUUGCUCUUUGGAGGAGGUGAAUCAGAUGGAGGUGUUUCAAUCUCAAACACUGAAGCCUUUCAAAACACUUGAUGAUAAUGUUAGAGAUUCUGUCUUUGAGAAGGAUCAACCACAAAAUGAGUUCCUUGUGCAGCCCACAACCAAGCCUUAUACCUGUGAAGCUGACAAUUGCCAUUACCAGAGUGUUACUAGUCGUGCUUUAAUGCAGCACUAUAUUAAGGUCCACCAUUACUCUGAGGAGAAAGUGAAAGAAAUGGAGGUGUUUCGGUCUCAAACAUUCAGGCCCUUCCAGUGCCAUCUUUGCUCCAAGUGCUACAAAAAUAAAAAAGGGUUGAGGGUCCAUUAUAUGCAGAUGCAUGACAUAACUAAAGCAGUUGUUGAACAGAUGAGUUGCUCUUUUAAAAAGAAGCUGGGUGAUGAGGCACCCUUGUUGUCCUCAUCCAAAAUAAAGAAGAGAAAGAAGUCACAGUCAUCGAAAAUGGAUGAGGUUAAAUCCCAAAGAAGAGAUGCGUGCAAAUGGCAACCGAGAUGCCAAAAAGGAAAUGAACAAUUGUGGAAAAAGAAACUAUGUAGGAAAAAUGACAAAGUUAAAGCUAAAGAGAAAAGGCAGAGCAGCGGCAUUUUAUCAUCACCACAGCAGGUCAUUUCUGAGACUGAUGCUAAUGUAAACCAUUCAAAGAAUGAUGGUAGUGGAAGCCACCGCUUGGUAGCAAAAGAAAACCUAAGCUACAUCCUCAGCAAAUACAACAAACACUUUACCUGCACACACAAGAACUGCAAAGCUGCUUUCACCAAUCAGAAAGGUCUUGUUGGCCACCUUCAGUUUGUGCACCACUCUAAUUGCUCACAGUUGUGUUUCCCAUGUGAACACAAUGGAUGCAGUAAGCAAUUUAACCACUAUUCAAGUCUUACUAGCCACUACCGCCGAGUGCAUAACCUUACCAAAAAGGAAAUUCCCUCAAAAACAUCCUGCAAUGGAAAUUCAAAGAGCAUACCAAAAAGACAAACAGCCACAUUGGAAGAGCCCAUACCAAGAUAUAAAUGCACCUAUGCUAACUGUAAUGAAUCAUACCAUCUCAACAGCAGCCUCUUGCGGCACACAAGUCAGUUUCACUGGAACCAGCCUCUCCCAAAUCCAGUUGCCACAGCUGUGAACUGUGAGUUUAUCCCAAGCUAUAAAAAACACGUGUUCUAUAGGUACUGUGAUCCAUCAGAUUCCCUUGUGGUGCGUCUUCAAAGUACACCUAAGAAAGAGUCAAAUAGUGGAUGCCAAACUAAGCUGAUCAUCUCACCCUCCUCUCAAUUCUCAAAAGACUCUCAAAAGCUAACUCUCAAGCAGUCUUUAAGAUGCUGCCGCAAAGGCCAGGAACUUCAUCAAUCUGAGAAGAACUUUGAGUUGAUUGAAGAAACAGCAGAAGAGGAGCCGGCUAAAGUAUCUAUAAAACCAACAUCCAAAACAAGUGGAAGAUUUGACCUGAUUUUCUUCCGAACACAUGAGGAGGCUUUGCAGAUGUGCCAAGAUCGCUGUCUACCAAUGGCCUUUCCUUGUAUGAUACAGAACUGUGACUCUGUGGUCUCGUCUAAACGUAGUUUGCAACGACAUUACAUGAGGUGUCACAAAGUUGCACGCAAACUGUUGGAUGAUAAUAAGGACAAGUUGUUUUACACUAUUGAAAAACUAGAGGAGAUUAUACAAAAGAAAUCUGCUGUUUCUGCAAUACCUGAUUUAACACAGAUUCCAAAUGGUGUCCUCAAGAUGGAGUAUCAAGCAGAGCCUUCGACCCCAGGUGGCCCAUCACUGCCAAUGAGCCUCCAUUCAAUCAAAACCGAUUCAAAGGGGCAGGAGGUGGGCGAGUAUUCAGGGGAGCCACUCCCUGACAGCAAUUUGCUUAUUGCCGCAGAUGAUUUGCUCUAUGGGGAAUCAAGUGGGCAUCCUGCAGAGCCUAUUUCUGAGAAGAGUCAAAGCCAUGAGGAGAGGUCAGAGUCAAGCGCACCUCCCCUUAUACGUCCACCACCGCUGGACCUCUCGCCACCCUCUACCCUCAGAAUAGCUGUUGAUGAAAGUUCAUUUGAACCCUCUAGUAAAGACAGUUAUAGUAAAUCCAUUAACAUUCCUUCCUCUGUUUCCAUAUCAGUUCCGACCCCAACCCGGCAACCUCUCCGAUGGAAGAAUGAACUCUCUGAAGCACCUACCCUGGUUCCUCAUUCACCAAUCUCAAUGGAUCCCCGAACUCUCAAUCUAGCCCCACGAGCUUUUGACAUUACAGCUUACAAACCAGUUGGCUUUGAGUCUUCAUUCUUGUCAUUUAUUAAGGAGAAGGAAGAAGAGGUUAAUUAUGACAAGCAGUGGACUGCAGUAGUUCCUAAUCCUUGCCUCAAGCCAGAUCUACCUCGCCGGAGAGAUUGUUUACGACGGAACUGCUCAGUCAAGGAGAACAAUGAGAGAGGAGCCACAAUCUCUCGAAGCCACAGGUCUCAAUCACCUCUGAGGCAUUUGAUCUCUAAAGGGGAGUGUACCUCGAUCCAGAAUCUGCGACUCAUUUUGGAGAGGGCUUUGAGGGGCUUUGGUGACCAAGCUAUAAAACAGCUACAGUUCUUGAAACCUGUGGUGGUUCUAGAGAGGCCCAAGUCCUCUGCCUCCAUUUUUGAUCUGUUACCCUCUGAAACAAAAGCUUAAGCUGCUACUAGGCACUAGGGCAGUUAAAACUCUUGCCCACCUUUUUUUAUUUGAAAGACUUUCAUAGUAUUUUUAUAUCAUGGUUACAAUUUUGGUUCUUUGCUGUCAGGGUUAGGUACCUUGUUUAAUUUGUGAAUGUUUAUGUGUAUAUAAGGGUAAAUGGGGAAAAAAUAAAAACAAAUGAAAUUUUGAACAAUUAUAUUCUGUUUCUAGUGUUGUCAUAUCUGAUGGCUCAUCUUUUGAAAAUGAUUCUGAAUCUUCCACAGUCUUCAUGAGUUAAAAAGGAAGGCACUCAAGUAGGCCUGUCACGAUAACUACUUUUGUUGGACGAUAUAUUGUCCCAGAAAUAAUUGCGAUAAACGAUAUUAAUGUCAUUUUAAGACCAUUUUAUGCCACUGAUAUAAUAAAAUAAUAGCAUAAUAAUGCAAGUACACCCUUUCAAAGAGCAAAUGAACUUUUAAUCUUAAGAAUAUUCAGAAAUUGGAAUUUAAAUGUCAAAAAAAAAAAAAAAUUAAAAAAAAAAAUUUAAAUCAUGAAGGCCCCUCUCCAUCUCCAACUGCGGUUUUUGUUCCCAGCCCAGAAAACUGGAUGGGAUUUUUAUGUUUUAGAUGAGCUUUUAAGUUAGUUGUAUUGCCACUUUUCGUUGCCACUGUUUUAAACGAAGUCUGCAUACCGGCUCGUUCACGUUAAUGGACUCUCCUCUCUCAUUCGCCUUAAAGCUAAAUGUUCCCACACCGGAGCUGUGGAUUGCGGCUUUGAAACCAAGUCCAUUUGGACUUAUUCUUCCAAACUUUCUGGCUGGAAUUAUGCAGUUGUCGGGAAAAAAACUAUUACAGGGCUCGACUUUAAUCAUCAACAUGUGCUUGUCCUUCGGACAAGUAAAUAGAUCAUUCACUUGUCCAAGAAAAAAAGUUACUUGCCCGGAGACAAAAACAAAAGGCAUAGGAAAGGGGAAAAAAAGAAAAGCCUCCGUCGUCAUAAUUUACACCUGACAGGGAUUACGAACACAGUGCAGAAAGACAGUAAAUCAUUACCAACCCUCAAGUCUGUAUGAAUUUCUCUCUUCUGAGGAACAUAGAAUUCACUGUCCCCAUCAAAUAAAAGUGGAUUGAGACCGAAACUAACAUUCUCCCUAACUUCUUUUGAGUUCCACGAAAGAUACAAAGUCAGACCGGUUUGGAACAACAUUAAGGCGAGUAAUGAUGACAGAAUUUUUGGUGACAUUUUACAAUAAGGUUCAUUAACAUUAGAUAAUGCAUUAGCUAUGAUGAACUAACAAUGAACAAUAUUUUACCGCAUUUAUCAAUAUUAGAUUGCAAGUCAAAUUCUCUUUAACUUGCCCUUUCAAAAUUUCCACUUGUCCCGGACAAGCGUUAAUGUCGAGUAACACGUAAUCGUCACCUGUCGCUGUCCGCUGUGUGUGUGGAAGAGCUGAGCCCCACCGAAAAAAAAAAAAAAAAAAAAAAGAGAGGAGAGGACAGAGGCAACGCGACUAGCUAAAAUGUUGGUGACAUUUAUUCUUAUGUAAACAAACACGCAUGUAAACAAAGUGGGCAAUAUCGAGGUCAUGUCCAUAUAUCGUACGAUAAGUCGAUAACGUAAUUAUCGUGACAGUCCUACACUCAAGCAGAUCCAGUCGCACUGGUUAUUGUGCAGAGUGUCUCACAGGGUACAGUUACAUCAUGACAAGUGCUCUUUAGGUAAAUAUGUGCAUUUCCAUAAUCAGGUCAAAAAAUUACAUGUUCUGAAUCGCACUGUUCUACACCGAACCUGCUUUGCUGAGAGUUAUGGUUUCAUUUUUUCAUUGUGGUGCUGCAAAACCAACCAAUCGUGUGUUGCCAUGUCUCUAAAGUCAUUCCACCAGCAUAGAUGACCUAAGUGCUAAGAAAUCUGUUCAGGGAACGGGUUGUAAUCCUACCAUACCAAACUCUGUUCUGAUGGAAAUGCUGCUGGUGCUGUGACUUGUGUGCUCAGAAUGGUUUUGCCUGAUGAUGGAAAUGCACUCAUUUUUUUUUCCUCUUUUGUUUUUUUUUUUUUUUUUUUUUUGUAAAUGACAUUGGGUGUAUACAGUUUAUCAUGAUUUGUUUGUUGGCUUGAAAUUCCUUUGCUAUUGAUAAGGUACUAGACAAAGAAAAGCAUACCCAGACAUGACUAGAAUUGUAAAUAAAUUAAUAAACUUACAAAUCAUACUGGGAAAGCAUUGCUUGUUAAGGAGGUUAACAGAAAGGUCUGGAUACAUCGGCCUUUGAUUAGGUGACCGAUAUUCAUCCUCAAAUGGUAAGCCCAAAAACACUAACUAUGCAGUACAUGGUUUUACUCUCCCACCUGUG